GAAGUACAAUACAUUCCACUACGAGAGUGUGAGAUAUACAUUCAAGUGACUGAAAUUUACCCACAUGGCCGUAACACACACUUUUACAGCUUUUGAGCUGACAGGCGUCAUAGAAUCUGAGAAUGGCACAGACUAUGAUUAUUUGAACAACACGGAAUCAUCGGUCUUCAUCUGUGAAGAGGAGGCGCGCCUGCAGACCUUUGGUGCUGCGUUCCAGCCUGUGCUUUACAGCUUGAUCUUUCUGCUGGGCGUGGUAGGGAAUGGCCUGAUGAUAACAGUGCUCCUGAGACGAUGGCGCCUCCUGCGCAUCACUGAGAUCUACCUGCUCCACCUUGCCCUGGCUGACCUAAUGCUCCUUAUAACAUUUCCUUUCAGUGUGGUUGAGAGUGUCACUGGGUGGCUGUUUGGAGAGUUCCUCUGCAAGCUGGUGGGCCUGAUGAAAAAUCUUAACCUCCUCUGUGGUACUUUCCUUCUAGCUUGCAUUGGGUUUGAUCGGUAUCUGGCUAUUGUUCAUGCUAUUCCUAGUAUGCGAAGUCGAUGCCCGAGAACAGUGCAUCUAACAUGCAUUUUACUAUGGAUGGUCUGUUUGGGCUUAUCAGUACCCCAUGUUGUGUUUCUUAGUGUGACAGGGGAACCCACAAACACAUCUAGGCUCUCCUGUUACUAUUAUCAUUUUGCUAUUCAUGCACACAAUUGGGUUUUGACCAGCAGAGUCUUGGAUCAUGUUUUCUUUUUCCUACCUCUGGGUAUCAUGAGCUACUGCUACGCAGCGGUGGUAGUUACUCUGUGCAAGAGUCAGAAAAGCCAAGCAAAGCAAGGAGCCAUUCGACUGUCUUUACUUGUCACUCUCAUCUUUUGCUUCUGUUGGCUCCCAUAUAAUAUCAUCUUACUGAUGAAAACUAUGGUAGAAUUUAAGUUUAUCUCGUAUAAAAGAUGUGAAUCUUAUGGCCUACUGCAUGUAGUCCUUGAUGUGGCAAAGAGCCUGGGUUUGUCACACUGUUUCCUGAACCCUUUACUGUAUGCCUUUGUUGGGGUGCAGUUUCGCAAUGAGUUAAUUCAGUUACUUUCUUUACUGGGCUGCAGCCGAGUUUGUCUGCCUUUCAUCAGAGCUCGGGGUCACAGUCGUCCAUCCGUUUCUGAUGGAACAACAACCAUCAGCUCAAUCCUCGUCUAAUAAACUCUUAUACAAUGUAAGUUGUAAUUAAAAUCCUUCAACUUAAAAUGCUUGAACUGUUCUGUUCUGUACUAUAGUAUUACUCUUGUGAUGAUAAAAAUGUUACAAUUUUAUGAGAUGUUCUGACAAUAUAAUACCCAUUGAUACUUUGAUUGCAUUUUAAAGAUGUUUUAUUUACCCAGUCAAGAAAAAAAAUGUUAU
Xiphias gladius (swordfish) is the source of this 1375-nucleotide messenger RNA. RefSeq names its product C-X-C chemokine receptor type 5. The coding region runs from base 65 to 1174 and encodes 369 amino acids. The record is from RefSeq and is a predicted model, not a curated record. Gene Ontology annotation, cellular component: membrane. Gene Ontology annotation, biological process: G protein-coupled receptor signaling pathway; immune response; chemotaxis. The transcript has 2 exons. Gene Ontology annotation, molecular function: chemokine receptor activity. Lineage: Eukaryota; Metazoa; Chordata; Actinopteri; Istiophoriformes; Xiphiidae.